Messenger RNA from Morus notabilis, 2087 nucleotides. RefSeq names its product protein NRT1/ PTR FAMILY 5.10. The record is from RefSeq and is a predicted model, not a curated record. Lineage: Eukaryota; Viridiplantae; Streptophyta; Magnoliopsida; Rosales; Moraceae. The transcript has 4 exons. Gene Ontology annotation, molecular function: tripeptide transmembrane transporter activity; dipeptide transmembrane transporter activity. Gene Ontology annotation, cellular component: membrane. Gene Ontology annotation, biological process: transmembrane transport; dipeptide transport. Bases 166 to 1851 code for a protein of 561 amino acids.
CAGACAUUCCUCUGCUCUUCAAUUAUUGGUCCUUCGGAGCAUAAACUAGUAUAAACUCUAUAGUAUCUCUUUUAUGUCAACAUUUCAUUCCUACUUAAAUCUAGUUUUGGGUUGCUUAGCCUUUUCUGGUCUGAGAAAAAAAAAAGAAAAAAAGAGAGAAAGACAAUGGCCAACGAAGACGAAAUCCCAUUUCUGAACGACACCGUCGACGGUGUCGUUGACCACGAAGGCCACCCUGCUCCACGAUCCAAAUCUGGCGGUUGGACAUCCGCCGGUUUCAUCAUCGGUGUGGAGGUUGCGGAGAGAUUCGCGUAUUAUGGGAUCGAAGCGAACCUGAUAAGCUAUUUGACCGGGUCGCUCGGGCAGUCCACGGCGGCGGCGGCGGCCAACGUCAAUGCAUGGGGCGGAGCGGCGUCGUUGCUGCCACUAUUGGGGGCCUUCGUCGCCGAUUCUUUUCUCGGCCGAUACCGCACUAUCAUUCUCGCUAACCUCCUCUACAUUCUGGGAUUGGCUUUGUUGACUCUGUCUGCGAUGCUGCCUUCUAUUUCUGAAUGCCAAAUCAACCAAGACGUGCCGUGUUCUUCUCAAAUCCAAGUUAUACUAUUCUUUGUCUCUCUAUAUAUAGUAGCGGUUGCACAGGGCGGACACAAGCCUUGUGUUCAGGCUUUCGGGGCCGAUCAGUUUGAUGGGCAAGAUUCAGAGGAGUGCAAAGCCAGAAGCUCAUUCUUUAAUUGGUGGUAUUUCGGUAUAUGCUUAGGUUCCUCGGUGACUGUCUCAAUUUUAAGCUAUGUACAGGACAACAUUAGUUGGGCUCUGGGGUUUGGAAUCCCUUGCAUUGCAAUGUUUCUUGGUCUGGUUGUUUUCUUGCUUGGAACUAGAACUUACAGGUAUAGUGUUAUGUGGGAUGAGAAAAACGCAUUUGUACGUAUUGGUAGGGUGUUUAUCGCAGCAUUUAGGAACCGACAAACAAGCUCAUCCACAAUAGCCACUAAAGAGGAAUCUCGUGGAAUCCUGCCUCACGAAAGCUAUGAACAAUUCAAGUUCCUCAACAAAGCCUUGCUUGCAUCAGAUGGCUUGAAUGAAGAUGGGAUAGUUUGCAGCAUGGACGAAGUUGAAGAAGCCAAGGCUGUACUUCGACUUGUUCCGAUUUGGGUAACAUGCUUGGUAUAUGGUAUUGUGUUUGCACAGUGCCCAACCUUCUUUACGAAGCAAGGAGCUACUAUGGAGCGAACAAUUGUGCCAGGCUUUGACAUACCACCAGCUUCACUCCAAUCCACCGUUUCACUUGCCGUUCUUGUUUUCAUUCCAAUUUAUGAUCGUGUUGUUGUUCCCGUUGCGAGAGCUUUUACUGGCAAACCAUCUGGCAUAACAAUGCUACAGAGAAUAGGAACUGGGAUGUUUUUAUCUGUUCUCUCCAUGAUAAUUGCAGCUCUAGUUGAGAUUAAGAGACUCCAAACCGCUCGAGAAUAUGACCUUGUUGAUACACCGGGCAUGACUGUCCCAAUGAGCGUGUGGUGGUUGCUACCUCAGUAUAUCUUGUCUGGAAUAUCCGAUGUUUUCACCAUGGUUGGUCUGCAAGAGUUCUUCUAUGAUCAGGUCCCAACUGAACUAAGGAGUAUAGGACUCUCCCUCUAUCUCAGUAUUUUUGGCGUGGGAAGUUUUCUAAGCAGUUUUUUGAUCUCCAUCAUCGAGGAAGCAACUGGUGGCGAUGGACGACAUAGCUGGUUUUCCAAUAAUCUAAACAAGGCUCAUCUUGACUACUAUUAUUGGUUGCUCACUGGACUCAGUUCAGUAGCAUUGUUCCUCUAUUGGUAUUUUGCAAGAUCUUACAUUUAUAGGAAAAAGGGGUAGAAUAAAAAGGGGAAAGAGGACAAGGAAUUGCUCUGUUGUGUAACUGCAGUCUCUAAUUCAUGAAGCAAAUGUUCAAGGAGGGGAUUUUAAAAAAUUGGCAGGCGACCAUUUUUAAUGUAUAAUAUGCAAUUUAUAGGUAUUAGGACUUAAAAAAUGUUAGUUCAAAUUGUUGUUAAAUUAUUUCGCCAAUGUUCACGGUUCAAGAAUACCAUUAAAAUGACUCAAGUAACGAAUUC